UUUUUACUUUUGUUUUAGGUGAAAGGAAAUUAAGUUGUACAAGUGCAACAUAUGUAUAAUAUAAUUUUGUCUCCCUUGAAUACAGCUAGGAUGGAUUUGAUGUUGAUUUUUAGUAUCAAUUAUUAUUGCGUGAUUUUUGUUUUUAAUUUUUUUAUGCACUUUCAUUUUGAGUUAUUGUUGGGGUUCUUUUAUUAAUUAAUAAUGCCUGGCCUAUCGUGGAUAUCAAUAAUUAAAAAAAGCUCUAUUCUUUUCCAAUUAUAAUACCAUUGAAUGAUAAACUUAGACUUUUUGAUAUAAUUGACCAAUCUUUUACAUAGUCAUAAGUUUUUUUUUGUUAUAGGAAGAAUCUAUGACACAAUCGAAAUAUGUUGGAACAUAGCUUUGAAGUUGUCGUUUUUGCUCCGAAGUUGUGUGCCAUUUCGCAGUUUUGCAAGCUAAGCAAUGUCACGUCCAAACUAUUCUCAAAGGAUUGCUUCUACAUUUCACUCUUCAGACCGAUCUCUUGCUAGCUUAUUGUAGAUUGCGCCUUCUCUGUUAUGCACGGAGGGUGUUCGACACAAUAACCAUAAGAAACAUGCAUUCAUGGAACAUCAUGAUUGCCUCGUAUAAUGAAGCUUCCUUGUAUUCCAAUGCUUCAGCUAUUUUUGGCGAGUUCAAGCGCUGUAAUCUCGGCCUAGAUCAUUAUACAUUGCCUCAGCUUUUUAAGGCUUGUGUAGGAGUAGGUGAUUAUUGUUUUGGUAAGGUGUGUCAUGGUUGGGUGAUAAGACUUGGCUAUAAAAGGUAUGUUGUUGUGGCUAGUUCUUUGUUCGAGUUUUAUGUGAAAUGCAGAGGGAUAACAAACGCAUACUUGGUGUUUUCCAAGAUGCUUUGUAGGGACUUUGUGGCAUGGAAUUUGAUGAUUUCGGGGUUUCUAAGGGUUGAAUUAUAUUUGCGUGUUAUCCAUUGUUUCAGAAAAAUGCUGCUUGCAAAUGGGGGGAAGAUGGAUUCCAUGUCUAUUCCUAGCGUUUUGAUUGCUUGUGGGAGGGAAGGAGACUUGAUGAAAGGCAAAGAAGUUCACUGCUACGUUGUUAAGAACUUCGAGUUUGAUGUGGAUGCUCCCGUUGGUAAUGCCUUAAUAGACAUGUAUGGGAAAUGUGGAUGCUUGAAUGAUUCAGAGAAAGUUUUCAGGACAAUGCGCCACAUGAACGUGGUUACGUGGACUACCAUGAUAUCGUGUUAUGGGAUGUACGGAAAUGGAGAGGAAGUUAGGAAGCACUCUUGCUGUUUCAGAAGAUGGUUAAUGGAGGAAUUACACCAAAUUCUGUCACACUUACAGCAGCCUUAGCCAGAGUUGUAGCCACUCUGUUCUGAUUGAACACCAUGCAUGUAUGGUGGAUCUUUUGAGCCGCUCUGGGUAUCUUGUUGAAGCACUUGAGUUGUUGAAGAGCAUGAAAUCAUUAGGAACAGGAAACAUCUGGGGUGCCUUUCUUGC
Messenger RNA from Arachis ipaensis, 1471 nucleotides. Lineage: Eukaryota; Viridiplantae; Streptophyta; Magnoliopsida; Fabales; Fabaceae. The record is from RefSeq and is a predicted model, not a curated record.